AUGGUUUUUGACACAACCACUGCCAUGCCUGAGGGCAUGAUGUCAAAACUCCCGGCUGCUUUCAAAGGCCCGCUAGUCUGGUCAGGGGCUGAUUUCGAGAAAGAAGAGACAUAUACUCUGAAUCUUGACAAGAAUGAUGUUGGCGAGAUUGAUGCGGCACUCCAGAGCUUCAAGUCUCUUGGCCUCGAUGGAGACGAGGUUAACCAAGACAACUUCCGUCUUCCCAAUCUUGCGGCUGAGCUUGCGAAAAGUGCCAAAGAUAUCCACGAACAGCACGGCUUCUUCGUCCUCAGGGGUCUUGAAGGCGCAAAAUAUUCGGUCGAAGAUAGCACCACAAUCUACCUCGGCAUAGCGAGCUACAUUGCUGACAAGAGAGGAUUGCAAGAUCGCAAAGGCAAUGUCCUCUCCCACAUCACCGAUUCGAAGCUCUGGAAGGUCCCGGUUGAGGAGCGCCAUGGCAUCCACUCGAGCCAGGCUCUGCCUUAUCACAACGACAUGGGUUGCGAUAUUCUGGCUCUUCAAGUCCGGCACAUGGCAGAAAAGGGGGGCUACACCUACCUUAGCUCGGUCAGCACCGCAUUCAACGAGCUGCUUUCUGAAGCUCCUUGGGCGGCAGAGGCUUUGCUGGCUUCUGAUUGGCCUGUGCAAAUCUCGGGGCGUGGAGCAAAGUACUACUUAGCGCCCGCACUCGCCGACCACGACGGCAGAUUGAUGGCCAGCAUGGAUCCGAAUCGAUUUGGACCUCACCCGUCCAGCGGGCCAACCGAUAUCCCGCCUCUGACGACCACGCAGCUGUCUGCUCUUGAAAGAAUAUCAAAGGCCGCCUGCCGCUCGGAGCUGCGACUCCAUCUCAAGACGGGAGACUUGCUCUUUUUCAACAACUGGGCACUGCUCCACCGACGCGACUCGUACACCGACAGCGAGGAGACGUCCCGCCACAUGGUAAGGCUGUGGCUACGCAACUCGAAGCUAGGCUGGUCGGUGCCUGAGUCCAUGCGGCCGCCUUGGAAUGCGGCUUACGGAGACAAUGGGGUCCGGAACCGGCUCUAUCCUUUGAUUCCCAUGCCCGAGUACAAGGUGCCAAAAUACUCGGCUGGCUCUGCCGCAUUCGUCCUCGAGGAUAGUGAUGCCUCUGGGGACGAAGAUGUUCUCCCUUGA
Trichoderma citrinoviride is the source of this 1158-nucleotide messenger RNA. RefSeq names its product Clavaminate synthase-like protein. Lineage: Eukaryota; Fungi; Ascomycota; Sordariomycetes; Hypocreales; Hypocreaceae. The coding region runs from base 1 to 1158 and encodes 385 amino acids. The record is from RefSeq and is a predicted model, not a curated record. The transcript is spliced from 5 exons. Gene Ontology annotation, molecular function: oxidoreductase activity.